UUGAACUAUGCAUAUCUUCUUUCCUUGUAUCGUGUUUGUUUGUGUUCUUUGUUCUGUUUCUUGUUCUGUAAUUGAUAGAGAAGAGACAGACCGCUUAGCCUUGCUCUCAUUCAAGGAACACAUAACAUUGGACCCAAAUCAAACCAUGAGAUCAUGGAAUGAUUCGACUCAUUUCUGCAACUGGACAGGUAUUGUGUGCGGUCAAAAGCACAAAAGAGUUGUCGUCCUCAAUUUGUGGUCUUGGGGUCUUUCUGGAUCAAUAUCACCUGCAAUUGGUAACCUGUCAUUUCUUCGGGUGUUUCUAUUUCACAACAACCACUUUACGGGCAACCUCCCACAGGAGGUUGGCCGGCUAUCAAAAUUAAGGAGGCUAGGACUUAAUCAAAAUUCUCUGACAGGUAAAAUUCCUUUGAAUCUGUCUCGGUGUCUAAAUCUUGUAGAACUUGAUAUAGGUGGGAAUAAUUUCACAGGGAUUUUUCCGAAAGAAUUUGAAUCACUCACUAAGCUCAAAUCCAUAAUCCUUGACAAGAAUAACUUAGCAGGACAAAUCCCAAAGUUUAUUGGAAACUUUACAUCCCUUAAACAAAUAUCUGCAAAGGCAUGUAAUUAUUAUGGAAGUAUUCCAGAUACUCUCGGCCAGUUAUCCAAUUUGACGUUUUUUGGAUUCCCACUGAAUAUGCUUUCCGGCGUUUUACCAUCUUCAUUUUUCAAUCUUUCGUCACUGACCAUGAUAAAUUUGCCUCAAAAUUUGAUUGAUGGGAAUCUCCCCACGGACUUUGCACAAAGAUUUCCUAGACUCAGAUUUUUAUACCUUUCAAUAAAUAAAUUUACUGGACCCAUUCCAGUUUCUUUAUCUAAUGCCUCGAAUCUUGAAGAGCUAGCACUUGGUGACAACUUAUUCACCGGAACAGUGCCUAGUUUCGAUAGGCAAACAAGAUUGACAUGGUUUGCCAUUGGUAGCAAUAAACUUGGGAAUGGAAAAGCUGAUAACUUAAAUUUUGUAUCAUCUUUGGGAAACUGUACCAACUUGACUUUUUUGGGUUUCGGUGCCAACAAUCUUGGAGGAGUCUUGCCGAAAUCAUUAUUUAACUUUACUCAACUCACUCAACUCAUAGUUACUGGAAGUUUAAUUUCUGGGAAUAUCCCUUCUGAAAUUGGACAACUAGUUAACAUUAAUAGACUGGUGCUAAGCAACAACCUAUUCAUGGGAAGAGUUCCCGAAUCAAUUGGGAAUCUCAGAAAUUUGGGUCAAUUGUCACUACAUGAUAACUCGUUAUCAGGUUCCAUACCUUUUUCGUUGGGAAAUCUCACGCUAUUAAGUCAAUUAGGUUUGGGAUAUAACAAUUUUCAGGGAAAUGUUCCAUAUACUAUAUCAAACUGUAGACAGUUGCAGUUGUUGCUACUUAACCAUAAUAAUCUUAGUGGUGAAAUACCUAAAGAGAUUUUCAGUCUAUCUAGCUUGAUAUCUCUUGACCUUUCUAAUAACCAUUUUGUGGGUUCACUUCCUUCUGAAGUCGACAACUUAAAGAAUUUGGUUUACUUUAAUAUUUCAAACAACAUGAUGUCUGGGGUAAUUCCACCUAGUCUUGGAGGAUGCACAAGUUUGGUUGCAUUAUCUAUAUCAGGAAACACCAUUCAAGGAGAAAUACCGGUUACAUUUAGCUCAUUGAGAGGACUAAGUAGGAUAGAUCUUUCCUGCAACAACCUAACAGGUAAAAUACCCGAGUACCUUGGAGAUUUUAAAUCUCUCAGAACUUUAAAUCUAUCUUUCAACAGUUUUAAGGGAACGUUGCCAGUACUGGGAGCUUUUAAAAACACAACCAUUGUUUCUAUAAAUGGAAAUGUAAAUCUUUGUGGUGGUUUUCAAGAAUUUCAGUUGCCUGAGUGUACCUUUCCUCAUCCUUUAAAAAACAUCAUUCCAGUCGUAAGUGUGUUAUUUUUACUAAUCAUGGCGAUAACGUUUUAUUUGGUUUAUAAAAGAAAGAAUAGUAAGAAGGCAUCUCUAGAGACCGACUCCGACAUCAAAAGUCUUCCACAAGUGUCCUAUAGAAACUUACAGAAAGCAACCAAUGGGUUUUCAUCCGAAAACUUAAUAGGUUCUGGGAAGUUCAGUUCUGUUUAUAAGGCCGUUCUGUCUCAAAAAGAUGGACCACAAGUUGUUGCAGUGAAGGUACUAAAACUUGCAGUUUAUGGUGCGCACAAGGCUUUUACUGCUGAAGGUGAAGCUUUGAGAAAAAUUAGGCACAAGAAUCUUGUAAGAAUCAUAACUUCCUGUUCAGGAACUGAUUUGCAAGGGAAUGACUUCAAGGCUCUUAUCUAUGAUUACAUGGUCAAUGGAAGUCUGGAAGACUGGUUGCAUCAAAAUCCGGUAGUUGGUCCAGAGAUCGAGGAGACAACCAGAUGUUUAAACUUUUUUCAGAGGUUGAACAUAGUGAUAGAUGUGGCUAGAGCCCUUGAUUAUAUACAUUUCCAAUGUGGAUCACCAAUGAUUCAUUGUGAUAUCAAGCCAUGUAACAUUCUAUUGAAUGCCGACUUGGUUGCUCAUCUUGGUGACUUCGGAUUAGCAAGAUUUCUUCAAUAUGCCUCAGAUGAUUUUUCUGCAAGCAACACAAGUUCCCUUGGUGUACUAGGCACAGUAGGCUAUGUUGCGCCAGAAUAUGGAAUGGGAGGUCAAGCCUCAACAUAUGGCGAUAUCUACAGUUUUGGAAUCCUACUACUAGAGACCUUUACACGCAAACGCCCUACUCAUGAAAUGUUCAACAAUGGUCUGAGUCUUCGUGAUUUUGUGAAGAUGGCUAUACCUGAUCAUGUUUUGGAGAUAACUGAUCCCGUCCUUCUGGAAACAAGACAAGAGGAAAAUGAACGCACUCGUGCAUAUAGAUCAAUCAAGGAGUCCCUGACUACAAUAUAUCAAAUUGGCAUUACUUGCUCCAUGGAAACACCCAGAGAUCGGAUAGACAUGAACAAUGUCUUCAAUCAACUAGAGUCUGUCAAGAAAACUUUCGUUGGUGGUAGACGCAACUUAAUAUAAAGUACAAGUGAUUCAAAUUGUAGCUAAUUAUGUCUCAUGUAUUGUGAUUUCUGAGAGUUUCAACUAGUUCUAAAAAAAAAAAAAGUGAGUUUUGUUUUGC
Molecule: messenger RNA, 3131 nt
Organism: Erigeron canadensis
Lineage: Eukaryota; Viridiplantae; Streptophyta; Magnoliopsida; Asterales; Asteraceae
Product: probable LRR receptor-like serine/threonine-protein kinase At3g47570
Exons: 2
Coding region: 8-3031 (1007 amino acids)
Biological process (GO): protein phosphorylation
Molecular function (GO): protein binding; protein kinase activity; ATP binding
Source: RefSeq, a predicted model, not a curated record